AUGACAUCAAAUGGAAGCCAUGGUAGGAGUACUUCUAUAGAGUCUGUGAAGAAUUGGGAGCAUAAGCAUUGUUUCUGCGGGAAGAUAGCAAGGCUGUGUACCUCUUGGACACUAAAAAAUCCGGGUAGAAGAUUCUACACAUGUGCAGUAGCUAAGGAUGUGCAAGGAUGCCAUUUCUUCCAGUGGUGUGAUGAAGCCUUUACUGGGAGGGCUUUUGAUGUGGUAACUCAUUUGAAUCACAGAAGAUUGUAUUUGGAAGAGAAACUAAAAUUGGUCGAAGAAGAUCUCGAACAAAGUUGUGAGAAGAGGAAAUUACUAAAGGCUGAAAGAUUGAAGUUGGUGGAAGAAAGAGCUGCACUGGAAAUUGAAAAAAAUUGCUAG
Molecule: messenger RNA, 381 nt
Organism: Daucus carota subsp. sativus
Lineage: Eukaryota; Viridiplantae; Streptophyta; Magnoliopsida; Apiales; Apiaceae
Exons: 2
Coding region: 1-381 (126 amino acids)
Molecular function (GO): zinc ion binding
Source: RefSeq, a predicted model, not a curated record